AUGAAGCUUCUCCCUGGUCUCAUUUUUUGCUCCCUGGUCCUGGGGGUCAGCAGCUGGCUCUCAUUUAUUGGUGAGGCUUAUCUAGGGGCUGGGGACAUGUGGCGAGCCUACUCUGACAUGAAGGAAGCCAACUGGAAAAACUCAGACAAAUACUUCCAUGCUAGAGGGAACUAUGAUGCUGCCCAAAGGGGUCCUGGGGGAGUGUGGGCUGCUGAGAUCCUCAGUGAUGCAAGAGAGAACAUUCAGAUGUUCAUGGGUCGUGGACACGAGGAUUCCUUGGCAGACCAGGAAGCCAACAGAUGGGGCCGCAGUGGCAAUGACCCCAAUCACUACCGACCCAAAGGCCUGCCAGACAAAUACUGA
Messenger RNA from Cricetulus griseus (Chinese hamster), 363 nucleotides. Lineage: Eukaryota; Metazoa; Chordata; Mammalia; Rodentia; Cricetidae. The record is from RefSeq and is a predicted model, not a curated record.